Myxocyprinus asiaticus (Chinese sucker) is the source of this 1068-nucleotide messenger RNA. RefSeq lists its product as uncharacterized. The transcript is spliced from 2 exons. Gene Ontology annotation, molecular function: protein dimerization activity. The coding region runs from base 22 to 822 and encodes 266 amino acids. The record is from RefSeq and is a predicted model, not a curated record. NCBI's taxonomy places the organism in Eukaryota, Metazoa, Chordata, Actinopteri, Cypriniformes, Catostomidae.
AGAUGGAAUUCGACCCUAGAAAUGGUCAAUCUAAUCCAGCGAAACAAAUCUCCACUGACCACUACCCUGGCUCAGCAAAAGAACAAUGUUGCCAUGUUGAUUUCACAGGAGCUUGCCAAACUGCAAAAGCUGGAGGAACUACUUGAACCUUGCAGAUAUGUGACUGAACUGCUGGGGGGAGAGCAUUAUGUCUCCUGUUCAGUGGUGUUGCCAGCCUUGUGCCACUUGUUCAGAAUUAUGGAGUCCACAGACGAUGAUCCAGUCUAUGUAGUGAAAUUCAAAAAAGACUUUACAACAGACCUAGCUAAACGGAAGAACAGCACCAACCUCACAUGGCUGAAGAUCGCUAUUGCACUUGACCCAAGGUUUAAAGACCUAAAGUGUCUUCCCAAAGAUGAAAGGGAUGAGGUUUGGACUUCAGUAAGCAACCUGGUAAUGACAGAAAGUCCUGAAAAACAACCAUCUGAAGAGACAACAGCAAAACAGCCGCCAAAGAAGAGAAGGAUGUCUGUCUUGGUGAUUUCUUCUGAUACAGAUACAGAUGAAGAGCCCAUAGAACAAUGUCUGAACUGCUACAAAGUAGAGGCCAAAAUGGACAUGGAGGGGUGUCCACUACAGUGGUGGACAAAGAGAAAAGCAACGUAUGUCAGGCUGGCAUCCAUUGUACGCAAGUAUCUGUCAACCCCUGCAACCAAAGUGCCUUGUGAGAGGUUGUUCUCGCUCUCAGGUCACAUCAUUCAAAAGAAGAGAGCUUCAUUGUCCCCAGACAAUGUAAAAGGACUGGUCUGUCUCAGUAACUGGCUGAAUGUAAAGGAGGUCUAAGCCAAAUUGUUUCUAGUUAAUAUUCUGAACUCUCAGCAAUAUUAUUUUAUGUCGAGUACAAUUGUUUGUGUUCUUUCCCUGUUAUUGUUUUCAUAUUUGUAAGGCCUAUUUUGAGGACCUUUUUGCAAUUCACUUGAACAUUGAAAACAUGUUUUUUUUAUUGGCCUUGAUAGUUUUGAAAUUCAAAAUGGCACUUUAACAUAUAGGCCUGUGUUUUGUUAUUUCUGUAAGAAAUAUGCCUUUCAA